ACUUUCCGCGAACGAAGGCCACUGGGUAAUUUUGCAAAAUGUCCAUUUAGUGAGGAAAUGGUUGCCUACAUUGGAAAAAAAGAUGGAACAGUGCUCGGAGAAUCCACAUGAUGAUUAUCGUUUGUUCAUUAGUGCGGAACCCAGUCCUGAUCCUCAUGAAUCAAUAAUACCUCAGGGUAUACUAGAAUCAGCCAUAAAGAUUACGAACGAACCACCAUCUGGAAUUCAAGCGAAUAUUCACAAAGCGUUGGAUAACUUUACCCAGGAAACUUUGGAGUCCUGCAGCAAGGAAACCGAAUUCAAAGCAAUAUUAUUUGCACUUUGUUAUUACCACGCUGUACUUGCAGAACGUAGAAAAUUUGGGGCGCAAGGAUGGAAUAGGUCCUACCCAUUCAACUUCGGUGAUCUAACAAUCAGCGUAUCUGUAUUAUUUAAUUACCUGGAAAAUAGUAUCAAAGUACCUUGGGAGGAUCUUCGUUACUUAUUUGGAGAAAUAAUGUAUGGAGGUCACAUAACAGAUGAUUGGGAUAGAAGACUAUGCAAGACAUAUUUAGUAGAAUAUUUGAAAACGGAAUUAGUCGAAGGUAUAUAUGAUAAUUCACAAUAAUAUUUCCAAUGUAUUCGAUUUAUUAAAUCUAUUUUUAAGUACAAUUUUUCUAUAAAACUUUAAGUUUGUAAAUACUUUAUUGGUCUCUUCUUAUAAUAAUCAAAACUUUUUAAUAUUGAAACGAAAUAUGCUUUAUAUCAGUAAUUC
Bombus terrestris (buff-tailed bumblebee) is the source of this 754-nucleotide messenger RNA. RefSeq names its product dynein axonemal heavy chain 17-like. Gene Ontology annotation, molecular function: dynein intermediate chain binding; dynein light intermediate chain binding; minus-end-directed microtubule motor activity. Gene Ontology annotation, biological process: microtubule-based movement. The coding region runs from base 83 to 607 and encodes 174 amino acids. The transcript is spliced from 3 exons. The record is from RefSeq and is a predicted model, not a curated record. NCBI's taxonomy places the organism in Eukaryota, Metazoa, Arthropoda, Insecta, Hymenoptera, Apidae. Gene Ontology annotation, cellular component: dynein complex.